Microtus ochrogaster (prairie vole) is the source of this 1570-nucleotide messenger RNA. RefSeq lists its product as uncharacterized. The record is from RefSeq and is a predicted model, not a curated record. The transcript has 2 exons. Lineage: Eukaryota; Metazoa; Chordata; Mammalia; Rodentia; Cricetidae. Bases 54 to 668 code for a protein of 204 amino acids.
ACAUCCGGGAAUCCGCGCCGGCCGUUGCCGGGGUAACCGGCCGGCGGGGUCGAAUGCAGCGGCUGGUUCGAGUGCAGGAGAUGCAGCGCGCUCUAGUGCAUGAGACGCAGCGCUUCGAUCAGGAGUCUCCAAGCCUCUUCCCACACUCACACCCGGUGCCCGGACGGUGGAGGUGGACGUAUCUCACCGCCACCCCGCUACCGAGGAGCAGAAGCUUUGUCAGACACCGGAGAGGACCGAAGCAGGGAGGAGCGGAGAUGAGCAGCCGGCCGGGGACUGCACGGGAGCCUGACCCUUCGCUUUCCCCUGCGGCCACCGCAUUCCUGACGGUCCCUGCAAAAAGACCCGCAUCCGUGAGCGCGCGAUGGCAGCUCUGUUUCUGUGCUCUCCCGCCCGGCUCGCUCUCUGACAGUGGGCCCCUAGUUCUUUUCUUUGCUGCUCCUCUUUUACCGGCCACCCACUUCUGCUUUUCCUCUUAUCUGCACCACCUCUUAAGUAGAUCGCCUCCGUCCUGUCCGCAGAAACCGCUCAACUGUCCCUUCUCCCAGAGUCUUUUCCCUCCUGUCUUUGGGGGUAGCUGCAAGAGUCCUCCCUCCCCAGGACCAACUGAAAAGAAGGAUGUUCUCUGUGUGACAAGGAUAUGGCAGACAUCUGAGUGUAGAGAGUGAUCCCUGGCAGCAGCCACCAAGUGCCAGGGCUUCAGCAAGGAAUUAAGCCGUGAAUGACCUCUGUGAGACUUGGGGGUUGUUCCUUCUCAGAGCCUCUCAAUAAGAGACUGGCAUCCUGCUGUCUGCUGUGAGACCCUAAAGACCUGGUUGAGUUCCCUGGACGUGUGACCCACAGACUAGAGAUAAUGAAUGGUUGCUGGACUGCGAAGAGCCCGCUGGUUUGGAGAGCUUACUGCUCUUGCGAGAGGACCUUGUGGACUUGUAAAGGUUCAGUUCCCAGCACCCACGUGGCUCACAGCUACCUGUAACUCCAAUUCCAGACAGAAUUAUAGAUACACAUUUUCUAGAUUAAGAAAUUUUAGACAUUUUAAAGUUUUUCCUCUUGUAUUGCUAAUUUGCCUUCCAUAAGCUUUGUACCAAGUUAUGUACCUCCUAACACCUGUGUAUAGUUCUCUGGAAAACACUAAACGCUAUACUUCUCAUAGGCAAAACCAAAAAUCUAAAGAAGACUAAUUUAUUCUUAUCACUCAUAGGAGGAUUCUUUAGGGAAAGGCUUAUUACUUAGUCUAACUGUUGACAUUGAGGAAAUAUUCUCUAACUCAUAGGACAGCAUUGUUGAGCUUAACGUGUUCAAGGUGGAUAUGAACACUGAGCUUAUUAAAAGCAUCAGCAUUUUCAGUAAAUAUCAGUUACUGCCACGACUCCAUGAACAGCCAGCACCAGCCAAUAUCUGUGGAAGGCUGGAUAGCAUUCCUUUAUUAACCGGGCAGUACUGAUGUUUAUACUUUUCUUGGGGAAAGGUCUGAUUUGUCUGGUUUACAUCCCAUAUUUGAUUGUUUUAGGAAUUUGUUGUAUAUUGCUAUGGAAAUUUGACUUUUGUUGUUGAAGGAAAUUAAAUUGUU